CCUACAUUCCAUCUCCUACCAACACCCAACUGAUCACAUUUGGUUUACUUUAUUAGAAACUCAAACUCAUAUACAUACAUAUAUAUAUUUAUAUAUAUAGUUUAUUAUCUUUCUCACAUAAAUACCUAUCCUUUCCCUUCCAAAAACCACAGCUACAAUUAAUAAUGGAUCUAAGAGACAUUGGAGCUACACUGCCUCCAGGGUUUAGAUUUUACCCAAGUGAUGAGGAGUUGGUGUGUCAUUAUCUCUACAAAAAGAUAGCAAAAGAAGAUGCUAUGUUGGUGGAAAUUGACUUGCAUACUUGCGAGCCAUGGCAGCUUCCCGAGGCGGCGAAGCUUAAUUCAAAUGAGUGGUACUUCUUCAGCUUUCGGGAUCGGAAGUAUGCCACCGGCUAUCGGACCAAUCGGGCUACGACUUCUGGAUACUGGAAAGCCACCGGAAAGGAUCGAAUGGUGCAUGAUCCGACGACUGGUGGCAUUGUCGGGAUGAGAAAGACACUGGUUUUCCAUCGAAAUAGAGCUCCUAAAGGUAUUAAAACUGGCUGGAUCAUGCAUGAGUUUCGCCUUGAGACCCUACCUCCUAAGGAAGACUGGGUGUUGUGUAGAGUAUUUCACAAAAGCAAGGGAUCAGAGGACAACAGCAACAAUGAUCUUAGCCCGCAAAAUGAGUUUGAAACCCUAGUUGGUGACAUUUCUCCAAAUUUGGCUUCAUCUACUCUUACUCAUGUCCACCAAGGUACCUUGCCUUGUGGGUAUCAGCAAAUCACAUCAUUCUUGCAAACCCAACCCCAUGAUCAAAGUCACAACCCUAGCAAUAGUACUACUAUCCUAAAUAUAGCCACGUUAAACCCUAGUUUUCUGGAUUUAGCUCAUGAGACAAACAAUAUUGAUCAUGUUGAUGAAAUGAAUUCAAGGUGCGAGCUGGAUGAAUACGAGUACGAGUUCUUGUUUGAUAUGGGUUUUGGAGAAAGCAGCUGCUUGGGUGGUGAUGGAGUGCUGCCUCCAAGUUUAGAGGAUCAUAUGAGAUUUGAUGAUGAUCAUAAAAGUACUAUAGUUCUUUGUUGAUAAGAAAACACAAGCCGAUUGUUUAUUUGUGCAUGAUAAUACUGUGGUGGUGAAUAUUUUUUUUAUUUUAUUUUAUUUUAUUUUAUUUUUUUUUUAAGGUACAAUUCAUGUUUGAUUGGAUCUUUAGAAGAUUGGUUAAAUAUAGAGAUAUGUAUAGGUAUUGAUCAAUACUAGCUUUGUAUUUACAUGUAUUGGCUAUAAAUUUGAUUACAUUCUUAAUUAUAUAUAUAUAUGCUCUUUUUUUUUUUCAUGCAAAUUUUCU
Cornus florida is the source of this 1326-nucleotide messenger RNA. Its product is annotated as protein CUP-SHAPED COTYLEDON 3-like. The record is from RefSeq and is a predicted model, not a curated record. Gene Ontology annotation, biological process: regulation of DNA-templated transcription. The transcript is spliced from 3 exons. The coding region runs from base 165 to 1064 and encodes 299 amino acids. NCBI's taxonomy places the organism in Eukaryota, Viridiplantae, Streptophyta, Magnoliopsida, Cornales, Cornaceae. Gene Ontology annotation, molecular function: DNA binding.